UCUUCUGUGUAAACAAAAGUGAACAGUGACUUAGAACAAUUUCCACAUUAGCGUUUUUAUUGUUGUUAUUUAGAGGUUUAUUAACACCCUGUAACUUAAAAUAUGACUAAUUUAACUGCACAACUUCGCAUACUUACCCCCAGGUAGUGUUUAAUUCAUGUUGGAGACAGGACUUGGUUGAUAGAUGUUAUCUAGGUAACGCUAGCUAGCGAACAAUGGCUAACGUUAAAUGUAUGGUUUUUCACACUCAAAUAGCCUCUAUCAUGGAGGUGCUAGCGAAUGCAGCCGUGGAAGAUAUCUGCAAACUCGUAGACGACGAUUAUGCAGUGUUUCGUUUGGAAAUAACUCAAAGCCAGAAAGAAAACCGGGUAUUGCGGAGGAAACUACAGGUUCAGGAACAGAAGGUAUCACGGGAGCGCUUCCUCUCCAGUCGUCCCAGAAAUGUCAAGAUCCUUGACAGAUACAGAGGAAUGGCUAGAGUUGAAGGACAUCUCACUGGAGGCCACAGGAGCUUUUUGAAGCCAGCGGGACACAAUACAUGGAGAGAUGACCAACCAAUCACCGUUGAUGAGGGGACUGGAACCUCAACCCAGCACGUUAUCAUGAUAGAGGAGGAGGGUCCAGAGGUGGUGCUGGUGAAGGAGGAGGGGUGUGAGGAGGGUCUGGGGAACCCUGAGGGGACCAUGGUCAUGGAGGACAACCAGACUACACCACCUCCUGAACUCACAGAAGAACCAGCUGAGCAGCACAGGACGACACACAGUCUCACUGAGUCAAUAGACAUGGAGGAUGGGAAGCCUGAUCUGCUGUUAGUCAAAGAGGAGACAAUAGAGGACGGACCAGAGAGCAUUGAUCUUCUGAGUGGACUAAAUAUGGGGGAGCAAGGUGAUUGGAUGGAGGCUAAAAGAGGAGACUGUGCGGCCAUCUUCGAUUUCCAGACCCAGACUGGUGCAGGCAAGGGCCGAGGGAAUGACAUCACUGAGCAGGCCAGGACCAGAGGCGAGGUCAGUGGAUGGGACAGCGUCCUCAACUCUGGGCUGGGGAACAACACUGUUAACUACAACCAGAAACAGACAGUUGAACACAAAACACCAACUGAAUUUAGUCUCCAUGACAACAGACUGGUUGAGACCAGGGCGAGGUGUAGAUUUGGUCUGCGGGGACAGGGAGGUGUCCGUAUGCAUCAAAAGAGAACAGACACAGACUCUACUAGCGAUGCUCCGUCCUGCUCCUAUAGUUGUGAUUCACAGAGACUGAUGACACCUCAGGUUAACCCCCUAACAGGUGCUACCUUCAGCCUGCCUUAUAUAGGAUCUAUCAACUGGAACAUGGACCCUGUGACAACACAGACACUCCCUGGCCUUCAUCCUCCUCACACUCUCCUAAUGUUAAACCAGACCUCAGACGAUACCAGUGUCUCAACACUUAAUAGCUACACAAGCCCAUUGACAAAUGACAGUAGUAGUAGUAGUAAUGCCAUCAGUAGAUCUGGUGGCAAAGAGAAGCGCUUCCCGUGUUCAUUCUGUGGGAAAGCCUUCAGUUUCCCCAAACACGUGGAGAUCCACCAGAGGAUGCACACGGGGGAGAAACCAUUCAGCUGUAGCCAGUGUCACAUGCGCUUUGCCCAGGCUGGCCACCUGAAGAGGCACCAGAGAGUUCACACAGGGGAGAAACCCUACAGCUGCCCCCAGUGUGAGAAGAGGUUCUCCCGCCAGCCCCAGCUGAAGAGGCACCUGAAGGUCCACACGGGAGAAAGGCCAUUCGCCUGUACGCACUGUGGGAAGAAGUUCUCAGAGAGGAGCUCUCUCAGGAUACACCAGCAGAAAAUGCACACAGCCCAUGUAUAGAGUAUAGUGACAUGUAAUGUAGUACUAGUUAGUUUGUAGUUCAUUCUGUUGGUUUAGGAUGUAGUAGGGAACUGGAUGAGGUAGAAUGAGUAUGAUGAGGCAGAGUAGAUGAUAUGGUGAUUGUGUCUGUACAAAUGCUUCACUGAUGAAGAGUGACAAACUUUGUCCCUUUCAGGUUGAUGCUGGUGUUUUAUAAUAAGAAAAUGAUAGUGCCUGAAUUAAUGUUUACAUUAAAUAAAGAAGUCAUGUGUAAUGUUAACUUUUCCAACAUUAUUUUAUCAAAGCGAGGUUACCAGAUUUACAGAAGUUAUUCUACACUGAAUGAAAAUAAACGCAACACGAUUUUACUGAAUUAAAGUUUAUAAGGAAAUCAGUUAAUAUAAAUACAUUUGUUAGUCCCUAAUCUAAGGAUUUCACAUGACUCGGAAUCAGUGUUGUGUUCUAUACCACCUAAAUUCAAGACCGGAGAAAAAUUGAGUCCAAUUCAACACCAUGAUUGUAAUUUUGUCAAUCUCCACCAUUGUAAGAGUUCAAAAUGUCCAGUAUUUCUGUGUUCAUAUUUCAGAAGAACAUGUGGAUUCUUUAGACAUUCAGAAAAGGUGAAAAAAUGCAUGCAGAGGGAAAAUAGAGCCACUCUACAAAUUAUUACUAACCCAAACAAUUAAGAUCUUCUACGCCUAAGGAUCUCAAGCACUGAGAUGCAGCGCCACUCGGGAACCCCAGAGUAUUUAUAACAUAUUUUUAAUGAUAAUAAUAAUUCUAAUUACAUUAUUUUCAAUUAUAUUGAUUUAAUCUAUUACUAAGUAAGCCAUUGGCUAGGCUACCAGAAGCUAGACAGAAAGGAUCUGCCAUUCAACUACAUUUUGGCGUGACAGUGGAAUCAACCAAUCACAUUUUGAAUUGUAAUGGGUUUACAAAAAAACAUGGAAACGUCUGCCUUCUCAAAGGCCAGCAGGUCACUGCGGAAUAGGGAGCAGUAGUUCUCAGUCUAGCCAGCUAUAU
Molecule: messenger RNA, 2849 nt
Organism: Oncorhynchus masou masou (cherry salmon)
Lineage: Eukaryota; Metazoa; Chordata; Actinopteri; Salmoniformes; Salmonidae
Product: myoneurin-like
Exons: 5
Coding region: 216-1847 (543 amino acids)
Source: RefSeq, a predicted model, not a curated record